UACAUCGGUCAGUCGCUGUCCGUCCGUCCGUACCUCUCACAAUCAGAGAAAAAUGGCUUCGUGGAAUUCAAAUCCGGUGAAAGUUAUGUACCUGGUUCUUGGAUGGUCACUGCAGACACAGAGAGAAAUGGCUUCGUGGAAUUCGAUUCCGAUGGAAGUUAUGUACCAGGUUCUGGGAUGGACCGCUUGCCUAUCAUGGACUACGGCUUCCUAUCCUCAAGUCAUCUCCAAUUUCCGUCGGAAGAGUGUGGUGGGGUUGAGCUUCGAUUUCGCGGUGCUGAAUUUGACGAAGCACUCCUCGUAUCUCAUAUACAACGCGUCCCUCUACUUUAGCUCCACUAUUCAGAAGCAAUACUACGAGAAAUACGGCUACGAUGAGAUGAUACCUGUUGCUGCAAACGACGUGGUUUUCUCUGCCCACGCAGUUCUAAUGACAGCAGUUAUCUUGUUCCAAAUUCUAAUCUAUGAAGUAUGUGGCUUACUCGUAUAUCCACACCGACGUGGAACUCAGAAAGUCUCCAAGAUAGCUAUUGCAAUUGUCUCUGCCGUGUGGUUGUUUGCUGCUGUUUGUUUUUUCACAGCUUUGCCAACACAUUCCUGGUUCUGGCUCAUAUCUAUCUUCAACUCAAUUCAAGUAAUCAUGACAGUAAUCAAAUAUAUUCCCCAGGCGUUUAUGAACUUUGCGCGAAAGAGCACAGAUGGAUUCAACAUUGGUAACGUUUUACUCGAUUUUUGUGGAGGGGUGGCUAAUUAUGCGCAGAUGGCUGUGCAAUCUAUUGAUCAAGGUUCUUGGGUGAACUUUAAUGGAAAUAUGGGGAAGAUGUUGUUAUCACUGGUAUCUAUUUUCUUUGACAUUAUUUUCAUGUGUCAACGUUUUGUGCUCUAUCCUCGCAAGAAGUCUCAAGUCUCUCAUAAGCUCAUUGCGGAAAUCAGAGAACCACUCGUCAAGUCUGCUGACCGCCCACAAUCAGAAAAUGUUUAAAACUUUGCUCUGCUCUAAAUUCUAAUUAUAAUGUCAAGAGUCUAUUUUAAGGGCUGUGUUUAUUUCCAAAAGAAACAAAUCAGAUUUCAUGUGAAACGAAAUCAUAUGGAACAUAUUGUAAUAUUUGGAAAUAAA
Molecule: messenger RNA, 1117 nt
Organism: Juglans regia (Persian walnut)
Lineage: Eukaryota; Viridiplantae; Streptophyta; Magnoliopsida; Fagales; Juglandaceae
Product: cystinosin homolog
Exons: 8
Coding region: 53-982 (309 amino acids)
Biological process (GO): L-cystine transport
Cellular component (GO): vacuolar membrane
Molecular function (GO): L-cystine transmembrane transporter activity
Source: RefSeq, a predicted model, not a curated record